CUAGGCUGCCCGUCGGCCGCACCAUGCCGGUCCCUCUGCGCCUGGUGUGGCUGUUCUGGCUCUGCAGCAUCUGCCGCGGGUACUUCGAGGGCCCGCUGUACCCUGAAAUGUCCAACGGGAGCCUGCACCACUACUUCGUCCCCGAUGGGGACUACGAGGAGAACGACGACCCCGAGCGGUGCCAGCUGCUGUUCCGGGUGAGCGAGCAGCGGCGGUGCGGCGCGGCGGCGGCGGCGGCGGGCGGUGGGCUCAGCCUGCGAGAGGAGCUGACGGUGCUGGGGAGGCAGGUGGAGGACGCGGGCCGGGUGCUGGAAGGCAUCGGCAAGAGUAUCUCCUACGACCUGGACGGGGAGGAGAGCUACGGUGCCUACCUGCGCCGCGAGUCCGCCCAGAUCAGCGAUGCCUACUCCAGCUCGGACCGCUCGCUGAGCGAGCUGGAGGGCAAAUUCCGUCAGGGGCAGGAGCAGGGCGGCCGGGAGGAAUCCCGUCUGGGCGACAGCUUCCUGGGGCUGCUGCUGCACGCCCGCGCCCUGCUCCGCGAGACCCGCCACGUCUCCAGCGGGCUGCGCGACAAGUACGACCUGCUAGCUCUGACCGUGCGCAGCCACGGCGCCCGCCUCAGUCGCCUCAAGAAUGAUUAUCUCCGCGCCUGAGACCGGAGCCCCCGCCCCAGCUGAACCCGGACCCCCCACCGGCUUCAAAAGAGACCCCCAGUCCUACUGCCGGUGUCCCGGAAGGCACAGCUCUGACGUCUGCCUGGAAGGAGCACGUCCUUGGACAAACCCUAGAUUAAUUUGGGAAAAGACCUCCGAGAUCAAGUCCUACCUUUGACUGAAUACCACCACGCCCACUAAACCAUGUUGAGAAGUGCCACAGUUUUGAACGCUUACAGGGAUAGUAACUCAAACAAAAUACACUAUUCUUCAUGGUAAAACCUUAUUUAUUUUACCUUCUAAACAAAUAGCACAAUUCUAUAAACCAGGAGGUUCGAGGUAUGUUUAAGUUAAUAUCCCAUACUCAAAAAUCUACCCUCUGUUGUAUCAUUCAUCUUUGGUUGCAAAAUGAAGUAAGCUUUCUCAUCUCUGAUUCCCUGCUGUUUGUUUUUGUAUCACCUGUUCUGCUGUGGCUCACCUACCGUAAGUAUAGUUGACGUGAGGUGCUGGCUAGCUCCUUCCAGAUUCCUAUGUAGCAAAUACUUAAAUUGCUUUUGUUGUUAGUCCUUCAGGAUGAAACCUCUGGCCCUCUAUUAACUUCCUUUCCAAUUAUAUGUAUUAUAUGCUCGUUAAACAUUGUUCCACUACAUAAAGCUGUGAUUCUCAUUUGUGUUUGGAAAGAUGGGAACUAUUCUGGCAGGAUUUGUACUUCCAGGCUUGCUUAUCUGUGACUCUAAGCUAUCAUAACCCUAAGAAGCAGCCAAAAAGGUUUAUGUCAGAUCCUGAGAAUGUUGGUGGAGAUUUUUAUAGCAAAAAGAAUGAGCCCUAGUGGUGAUUAGAGUUUUGGAUCCCAGAUUUGAGAGCCAGGAGCCUGUUUCUAAAGCAGACAAAAAGGUUUUGUCUAUGCAAGCACAUUGACUUUUCUUGUUGGUGACUUUUACUAGCUAAGUUAUUAUUUUGCUAGAUGAGUUAUUAAUAAAACUUUGUGGUCCUAGACAAUAGCAAAAGUGGCUGGUGGGAAGGAGAGUGGAGAUUAUUUGGGUUUUUAUACUCCUUGCUAUUUAACUGACAGUUUGGGGUAAUGUGGUUAUUAGGUUACAGAUACCGCAGGCAUACCUGUUUCAAUGAAAAGGGUGUUGUAAUAAAUAUUUGAAAACAGUGUUAAAGUACAUUUUUGUUAUUAGUUUCCAAGAUGCUCUUGAUUUUAAAACAUUCAGUUGAAAUGUGUCUUUUCAGCAAAAAUUUGAAAGUUUGUAGCCCCUGCCAAGUGAAACAACUUGCUUUUUAGUAAAAACAAUAAAUUUACAGACUCAUGAGGUAAGCAAGUUUCAUUAAAAGUAACAACACAAAAGGGCUUUUAGGGCAGACUUUUUUGAGUUUUUAAGCACUCGUGGCACUGGAAGAGAAGCUGAUGUACUUUUGAGGUCUAUUCUUGUAAACCGUGCUCCCAUUUAGUUAUACUUCAGUCUGCAAACCAUUGAGUGGGUAAGUUACUCAAAAGUGCAGUGGGUCAACAUAAGUCAGCUUGGACUAGGGUGCUGAAGGCACCAGGAAAGUCUCAGGAGGGUACGUGCUUACAGAACCAGAUAGCUCAUUUUGCUGAAGGCAGUGAAAUGUAGCGAACUAGCAAGAUACUUGAGAUGUCACUUUGCAUUUUUAAGUCCUCAGCAUCUUUAAAGAUUUGCUAAAAAAAAGAGACAUUUUUUUGGUUGACUCUGGUGGAACCACUCAGUGUUAUUUUCUGUUCUCAAGUUAGAAGGUAUAUUAAAAAUUAAGAAAGUAAAUUAAAAAUUAAUUUAUUUGUGAUACUUUCCUUGUCACUAGGGAUGGAUGGCACAACACAAGAGUGAGCCAAGUCACUGUGUCUCGUGUGCUCACUGCCUUAGCAAAACAUAAUAGCAAUUCUGGUCUGGACCAAGCUCCAGAAGUACCUGAGACCAGUCUCCCCUGAGGAUGUCAUGCAGUUCCAUUUGUGCCCAGAAGCUUCUUAAAGAAGUUUCAGUCUCUGUUUACCCACUUUGAGUCAUUUGCUCUAAUAUGAAUUUUAAAUAUCAGUAAAUAAACAAAAAUGGCAUGACCAUGCUAUUUUUUUAGCUUUAUGAGAGCAGUAUUCAAAUCCUAAUAGAAAUAUAUUAGUACUGUAAAACACAGCUUCCUGAACAUGCUUUAAGCAGCUUGACUAUUCUAUUUGCAGUAGCAAAUGUUUGGUCAAGUUGAAACUAUUCCAGUGUAUGCAGCAUACCAAAAGAGUAAAUGUUUACAGAAUGCUUACUUUUCAAAGCAAGAGAUGUGUGGGUAUUUACAGUAUAACUCAUUUCACUCAAUGCCCUGUAAAUUGUAAUCUAGUGAAACAAGACUGUGAUACUUUACAAUCCACACUAAUGUUUCAUAUGAUAAAUAUGAAUUUUUGACACACUUUUAUGCUUCAGUAAAAUAUAAACAUGUUUAUAUUUGAAAUAUGACAGAAUUCUGAUUUCGUUUCAGUAGCUUUGAUUUUGGAUGGCUUUAAAUGGUCCUUUCAAGGAGAAAAUUAAGAUAUCUGAGUCUGGUUUAUGUGUAAGUGCACACAUUUAAUAAAAAUGGUCAAUCAUGUGGAUUUGAUGAAGCCAAUGCAAACAUCUUUUAGGACAUUUAAAUCUACUAGAGUUUGACUUACAUAAUUUUGGCUGAUCUAAGCAAAUGUAUACAUUAAAUGUAUAAUUUUUAAGUCAGAUCUGAUAAUUAAAUGGUUUUUAUAGAGCUGCCUGCAAGAACUGAGUGCUUAGUGAUGUUCAGCAGUUUAAAGUUUUAAAUUCAAUUUUUUUCUUUAAAAACUGUGAAAACUAUAUUGCAAUACUCUUUGCAAUCUUAUAAAUGUCCUACUUUUUCUUUUUAUCUGAUAAAACUUAUUUGUUUGGAAGGUAUGAAGAUCCCCUGGAUCUGGAUCUUCAUACAGCCUAUUUUAAAUAGUAAAAGCUCUUUUAUCAUUGUAAAUUUGGUAAUCAUUUUUAAGCAGAGCGCUUUAAAAGGAUGAUUGUAGCAGCAAUCAUCCCCACUAUGUCCUUCUGUUAUGUUAAAAUAUUGCAUUGGUACUAGAUUAUUUUUUCUUUUUCAGAAUGCAGAAGUUUGAGCUAAAAUUGAGCGGACAAUGGUAUUUUUUGUUGUAUUCUGAUGGUUAUCAAUAUACGUAUUAUUUCUGAAUUUAUUAAAGAGUUGGUGGCACUGAAGAGCAAAAGACUAUUUUCUGAAAAAUAAACAUGCUGCAGCUGGAACAGUCAUAGAGAGCUUACUUGAGUUUUUUCAUCAAGAGGAACAGGUUGCUCAGAGAAGGUGUGGAUGAUCCAUCCUUGAAAGUUUUCAAGGCCAGGCUAGAUGGAGCUCUGAGCAACCUGGUCUAGUGGAGAGUAUCUCUACCCAUGGCAGGUGGAUUGGAAUGAGAUGAUCUUUAAGAUCCCUUCCUACUCAAAGAAUUCUAUGAUUAGAGUCAAACAAGGCUCUAAGGGACUCACCUGCACUUUUCUCCAGGUAGCUCACUUUUGAAGGCUGUGGUCUGAUGUGGACAAUCUCACAUCCACUGAUACACAAAACAGAAGAAGCUCAGAGCAUGCACAAAACCAUUAACAAGAGCUUGAGAUAGAAAAGUGUACUUUCCUUAUGCCAAGUUAAUGGCUGAGAAUUCAGAGGAGAGUGUGCAAACUGGAUUUCAAAAUUGCAAUUUCCAGUUCCACAGGCUGACUUACCCAGGACCAUCCUCACAGAGAAGUCAAGUGAAGCUUUCAAAAACUUGGUGAGCCUUUAAAAAACCCUCUGUGUGCCAAGCUGGGGUGUAUGAAUUGUCUGAAGCUGAAUUGUUGCUCCUAUAGGUUGUCAGGUACUUAGAUGCAGUUUGGCAAGACGUAAAGCUCAUCAGCAAAAAAUACUUGGCUUAGUCACUAGAAACAACCUUGUGAGCUACAGAGCUCUGGUUAUAAUCUUGUCUAGGAAAUGUGCAUUUUGUGGAGAAAUUCUCUUGGAUGUGUCUGUUACUGUAGGUGUGGCUGUUUAUUUAGAUGGUCUUCAUGUUACUUUACCAGUUUCUUGUGCAUGCUUCUUGAAUAUCAAUUUUGUGAUGAUUAAAGAAGUUUUCAGCUAACA
Messenger RNA from Sturnus vulgaris (Common starling), 4766 nucleotides. It is a transcript of the gene FIBIN, whose product is annotated as fin bud initiation factor homolog. Lineage: Eukaryota; Metazoa; Chordata; Aves; Passeriformes; Sturnidae. The record is from RefSeq and is a predicted model, not a curated record.